Anolis carolinensis (green anole) is the source of this 1704-nucleotide messenger RNA. Its product is annotated as claudin-3. Gene Ontology annotation, cellular component: plasma membrane; bicellular tight junction. The record is from RefSeq and is a predicted model, not a curated record. Gene Ontology annotation, molecular function: structural molecule activity. The coding region runs from base 122 to 763 and encodes 213 amino acids. NCBI's taxonomy places the organism in Eukaryota, Metazoa, Chordata, Lepidosauria, Squamata, Anolidae. Gene Ontology annotation, biological process: cell adhesion; bicellular tight junction assembly. The transcript has a single exon.
CCCGAGUGUUGGGUGCCUCUGGGGCAAAGCCAGAAGCUGUGGACUCGCCGGACUGCACUCUGAGAGAAAGGACGCGGCGUACGGCGAGGAAGUUGCCUAGAACUCGGUCAGGCCGGCAACCAUGUCGAUGGGCUUGGAGAUCGGUGGUGCGGCCCUCUCGGUGCUGGGCUGGGUGGGCUGCAUCCUGUGCUGCGGCCUCCCCAUGUGGCGGGUCACGGCCUUCAUCGGCUACAACAUCGUGACGGCGCAGUUCACCUGGGAAGGCCUGUGGAUGGACUGCGUGGUCCAGAGCACCGGGCAGAUGCAGUGCAAGGUCUACGAUUCCAUACUGGCCUUGCCGCAAGACAUGCAGGCCGCACGGGCCUUGACCGUCAUCGCCAUCUUCCUGGGCGCUGUGGGCCUCCUGGUCUUCCUCAUGGGGGCCCAGUGCACGCGCUGCAUCGAGGACGAAGCCACCAAGGCCAAGGUCACCAUCGUGUCCGGAGUCAUCUUCCUCCUGGCCGGCAUCCUGACCCUCAUCCCGGUCUGCUGGUCGGCCAACCAAAUCGUCCGCGACUUCUACAACAGCCUGGUGCCCGAGGCGCGCAAGCGGGAGCUGGGCGCAGCUCUCUACAUCGGAUGGGCGGCCUCCGCUCUCUUGCUUUUCGGCGGCUCUUUGCUCUGCUGCUCCUGUCCCCCCAAAGAGGAGAAGUACCGGCCCAACGUCGCCUACUCGGCCCCUCGCUCAACGAUGGCCAGCUACGACAAGAAGAACUACGUGUGAAACCAUCAUCAAUGAGUACAACAGACUCCAAAACAUAGACACCAUAGGUUGACUCUGCGGCAAGGGAGUGCUUCGAAUCUGUCCCUUUGGCCCUCUCCUCUAAGAAGGUGUUUGCCUCUGACCAUCCUUUACCGAUGAUGACUCUUUUAUUCCACUUCGGAUGCUUCUGAGACUGGCGUUGGGUGGGUCAGGGCACGGUCCACAUAGGGUUGGAAUAACCGAACAUUCCCCACCGAUUGGGAUAUGGAAUCGUCAUGUCAGUAACCCUGGUAUAUAUAUAUAUAUAUAUAUCCCAGAAUCGUCACGUCCUGUCCACAAAUAUGUACAUUUGAAUGCCCUUUUUUUGUCUACUUUAUUAUGGGAGACCAAUCAGGGAGUGGGGAGGAGGGUAUGGGGUGAUUAUUUGGAGACAAGUUGGUGGAGGGAACAGACCAAAAAGUGAGAAUUCAUCACGUUGAUGGAUGAAAUAUUCAUCCGCCCAACGGUUAACUUAUUGCUGGAGAUUCAUGGGAUAAGAGAGGGAGAUUUGUCCAUGGAAUGGAGGUUCAGAGAGUGAGGAUCGGCAAUGGAUAGACCCUUUACAACUAGGAGGUUAAUCCAAGGAAAGCAGAGGUUGGUGGUUGUGGUAUGGAGAAGUGAAACGGCCACCGUCUUGGCACACUUGUCUCUUUCGAAUCCCUUUGGUUUUGAAGGAACGGUGCCAACCAUUGAGCAGCAGUCCUUUGGACUGCGGGAGAUGGGCAACCGGAGAUAAAAACUCUCCACGUGGAGCCCGUUUUGAUCUAUGGAAGAAGGAGCACUCAUGGCGAAGGGUGUGGAGGAACCUUUGUUACAUGUCCCCGAAAGCAGCCGCGGCUCAGUCUUGUUUCUAGCAAAGUUACACGGUGUUCCUAUUUGUGUCCUUUUUCUUCCCUCUCAAAUAAAAAACUUGUUUCACCCAA